AUCAGUUGGUCUCCUCCCUCCGAGCACAGCUUAUGGCUGCUACCCUUCUUGUUCGCUAAAUACAAUUCAAGCUCUCGUCUUUUUCUUCUUUCGCAGCUUAACAAUGGCUUCCACUCUCUCACUCUCCAUUUACUCCUUGCAAACAAACCCAUCUCCUGAAUUGCCAAAACUCACCAGAACCCAUAAGUUCUCAGUUCGUGCUCCGACCGUCCCCAAAUCGUCCCCUCACAAAAAUCUUAGCACUUCGCUCGAACCCUCACCACAAAAGCAGCAGAAAUCUAGACCCUUUCCCUCUCCAGAACAAAGGGUUGAACUUCCUGACUCGGACCCGCCUUUCUCUGGUUCAUUUUCGUUACUCACUCGUCGUUUGAGAGAUGGGUUCAGAUUUGAUGAGCUGGGAUUCGAGAUUUUGUCAAUUGCAUUGCCUGCUGCUCUUGCUUUGGCUGCUGACCCUAUAGCGUCACUGGUCGAUACAGCCUUUAUUGGUCAUCUCGCGUCUUUGAUGUUACUUAGAUCUGUUGAAUUGGCAGCAGUAGGAGUAUCAAUUUCAAUAUUCAAUCUGGUGUCAAAAUUGUUCAAUGUUCCAUUGCUCAACAUCACAACAUCAUUUGUUGCUGAAGAGCAGGCAUUAGUUAGCAAGCGUGGCAAAGAUCAUGAAUUUGAGGGUCAAGGAAAGAAAGUUCUCCCCUCAGUGUCCACCUCUUUGGCACUUGCUGCUAGCCUUGGCUUUGCAGAAGCUGUUGCACUCUCUGUUGGCGCGAGUUUCUUAAUGAAUAUCAUGGGCAUUCCUGUUGAUUCACCAAUGCGAAUACCGGCUGAAAAUUUUCUCACUUUAAGGGCCUUCGGUUCCCCAGCCAUUGUAAUUGCACUUGCUGCACAAGGUGCAUUCCGUGGAUUUAAGGAUACCAAGACACCUUUGUAUGCAAUUGUUGCAGGCAACAUACUGAAUGCAAUACUGGAUCCAAUACUGAUAUUUUUCUGUGGUUUUGGCACUGGUGGUGCUGCAGUAUCUACUGUGAUUUCUGAAUAUUUGAUUGCUUCUAUCCUUCUAUUGCAAUUGAAUGGAAAGGUUGUCCUGAUCUCUCCAGGUAUUGAUGGGAGAAGAGUGGCACGAUACCUAAAAUCUGGUGGACUCCUUAUUGGAAGGACCAUAGCAUCGCUUGGAACUCUGACCCUGUCAACUUCACUGGCAGCUAGGCAGGGCCCUGUGCCUAUGGCUGGUCAUCAAAUUUGCAUACAAGUCUGGCUGGCAGUGUCCCUGCUUACUGAUGCUUUAGCACUUGCUGGUCAGGCUCUUCUAGCUGCUGGUUACUCCCAAGGGAAUUAUAAACAAGCUCGCCUAGUAAUUUACAAAGUUCUACAGUUAGGUCUAGCUACAGGAGUGGGUUUGGGUGUUCUCUUAUUUCUUGGAUUUGGAGCAUUUGCUAAUCUAUUUAGCACAGAUUCAGAAGUUUUAGAUAUUGCUUGGUCUGGUACUUUGUUUGUUGCUGGAUCCCAGCCAGUGAAUGCCAUUGCAUUUGUUCUUGACGGGCUCUACUAUGGUGUUUCAGACUUUGGAUAUGCCGCAUACUCAAUGGUGGUAGUUGGGCUGACUUCCUGUGCAUUCCUACUUGUUGCCGGUCCUACAUUCAGUCUUCCUGAAGUCUGGACAGGGUUAUUUUUCUUCAUGGCCUUGCGUGUAGUUGCUGGAAUUUGGAGGUUGGGCUCAAGAAGUGGACCGUGGAAAAUGAUUUGGUCUGAAACAGAGCAAGAAAGUGGAUAAGGCAUGCCAAAUCUUUCUAGCUGAUAUUGCUGUUGUCUGCUGAAGAUGUUCAAAAUAUCCCAGCAUCAUGGAUGCAUGAGAAAGAGAUAAUAACAAUAGUAAAAAUCCAACUGAGCAACCAUCGGCACUUGGGCCAUAUUACGUUAAUUCCACAGAAGGCCUCUCUUUUUUGUUCAGUCUUUCUGGGGGCGAUCAGAUUAGAAGAACACACCGAGGUCAAAACUACAUUGGAACGAGUACAACGUUCUCCCACACUAGACCGGCACUGUUGCUUGUUUAGAGGUAGUUGUAUAUAUCAUUCAUAAUUUCCCUUAACAGCGCCUUUUUGUUUAAUUACAAAGAAAUAUUAAAUACACUAUAAUGUUUUUAAGAAUUUUCUUGCGAAAAUUAGCAGCUU
Rubroshorea leprosula is the source of this 2159-nucleotide messenger RNA. The record is from the annotation of a GenBank genome assembly. NCBI's taxonomy places the organism in Eukaryota, Viridiplantae, Streptophyta, Magnoliopsida, Malvales, Dipterocarpaceae.